Molecule: messenger RNA, 3582 nt
Organism: Clarias gariepinus (North African catfish)
Lineage: Eukaryota; Metazoa; Chordata; Actinopteri; Siluriformes; Clariidae
Gene: c14h10orf90
Product: chromosome 14 C10orf90 homolog
Exons: 8
Coding region: 12-2303 (763 amino acids)
Source: RefSeq, a predicted model, not a curated record
GACGACAAUCUAUGCCACAGAGUCAAGCCGGAGAGGACGGCACGUCUCACGUAGCAUGGAGGAGAUCUUCAGAUGAAAGUACCUGGAGGAGGCCUCGUCGUGCAGCUCGUCCGAACAGCUGUAUUGAAGGCAGAUUGAAGGAUGAGUGGUUCCAAACACUUAGCGAUCUGCAAGCUUUUCCCAUUAAACCGCAGCUACCUCCUUACAGCCAGAAGAACUACACACUCCGGAGUAUAAGCCCUAGUUUAGUGGCAAGUUCUCAGAGCAGUCUGGAGUCUCUAUAUUCUGAACCGGAGAGCAAAGAAAGGGUUCAAAUUAAGACAGGACCGAGCACAGAGAGAGCCAAGGUGUGCUGCCUCGCUCCAGUUCGGAUUGGAUGGCUGCCCUUACAGAGACACAUGGUGAUUAAAGAGAGGCCAAAUAAUGCGCCUCAACAGGACGGUAAUGUCUGCAAGGUGAAGCUGAAGCCACCCAUCACCCCUGUAUUAAGCUGCACUUCUGUCAAAGAAAAUGGAGGAGGGCAGAUUGCCGGAUUUGGGGUCAGGAGAAUGUCUGGUGCCAUCUCUCUAAAGGCUGAUGGUAAAAGACAGACCACUCUAGCAGAAAGAGAUCAGGACACAGCACUUGUUCGGGCCACCAACAUGCAGAACAAAUCUCGUGACGGAUUCUUGUGGCAAACCCCAGUGCACAGGAGAGGAAGUGUUUCCCAAGUGUCUCACAACACAGCACCCCCUGUGGGUUGCAGAAUGUCACCCAAACCCAGCCGCUCUAUAUCCUCAAUCACGAUCACCUCCAGGAAAGUCACCCGUUCCUCAAGUCUGCCUAAUACCAGCAUACCUGGUCUGGAGAGAGACAUGGAAUCCAGUCCUAUUUCAGCCCAAAACAAUGACAUCACUGAGCCAGAUUUCACAAACCUUUUAUGCUCACCAGGAGUCAAUCCAGACAGGAAAGCACUUGUGGUCAAAAUCACUCAGCAAAGGGAAAAGGCUAAUAGGUUUUUGCAACCAGGUGCAAAAUUUGGCCCAGUCUAUAGUUUCCUUUCAAGUGGGACUAGUGGAGAAGAUAAUUUCUCACGCUUUUACGCUAAAAAGAGCUCAGAUCUUGUUGAUUCUAAUCUUUCCAGCAUGAAGAAUUACCCUUCGCCAACAUGUUUAAAUGUGACUGGUGGAGAUAUCCGUAUACCAGAAAUGUCUAAAAUGACCAACAUUGAAAGCCACUUUAAGGUGUCUUCUUACCCAUCCAGUCAAGAAACACAGAUGCCAAGGGAGCUCAGAAAAGAAGACACCAUUACCAAUGAGCAAAAGCAUAAAGAUACCCUCUGCAGAGAGGAGGAGGACCACAGAAGGAAAGUGGCCAACAGACACAGCUGCAAUGGCCUUAAAGUCACUGAUCUGAAACCACAAUUUGGCAAAGAAUGCAUGCUUUCUGGAUCUGAGAUGCAAAUAGGUAGCAAGACCAAACUAUUCAAAUCCACAAUGUCCCUCCAGCUGACAUCGUCCAAUGAACCUCGGCUGCGUGACCCACGCCCUUCAAGAUGUCCCCCACCCCAGAGGCCUUCUAGUUGUUAUGGUCGACUAUUUAGCCCUGUCGAGCCAAGUGCAGAUAGUGUACAAGAUGUUGCAGAUCACAGCACCAUUUCUUUGCUUUCCCACGAGACAAAUAUUGACCCAGCAUGCUCUGCUGCAAGCAGCUUAAACAGGUGUUGGAACACUGAAGGAGGAGCAGGGAGCCAUCACAAGACAGAGACUUCUCCAAGGACAGGGAGCUCUGCUUCGGAUAAAGGGCAGAGCAAGAUCGAGUCUCUUCUCCAGAGGAACCAGCCUUUGACUCUCAUCAAAGUCCCAGAAAUCUCAACCCAUGAGACCCAUGAUGCUAUAGUGGCCCUGAAUGCAGCUGCCAUUAUAUCCAGUAUAAAGCUGCAGAGUGAACAGAAGAAGAAAACCCAGACCAACGGCAACACUAUCGGCAAGAGAGACUCUCCAUUCCUGAGCAAAACUGCAGGGGCCAGAGCUGAUAAAGCAGAUAUGGCAGCGCAGAAUGUAACAGAUUCCUGUCCUGUGGAGACUGAGACAGCAGCUCAUAUUAAGCCCCGGCAUGCAGAGUUUGCUCCAUUUGAGACCGCUGACGACUUAUUAUCACAAUCUCACCCACUCAAUAAUGCGCUGGUGCAUCAGAGGUCAGAUUUGAUCAGGCAAACUCAGGCACAGAAGAGACAACCCCUGAUCAAAACACACACAGCAGCAGCACUAUCACCAACAUCUGCUCAGGGACAGAGAGAAACUUUUGGAUCUGGAUCUAACUAAAGGGGAAGAGCGGAACAGUAGGAGAGAGGGUAAUGAUCUCGUUUUGCCGCUGCCUGUCCAGUGUGUGCCAACUCCCUGAAGACUCUGCCUCACCCUCACACACUGCGAACACAACGUCUCCAACAACACAGUGCAUUUUGUUAAUUAAAAUACUCUGCAUUUAUCAAAUGACUUCAAAUUACUGAAACUAACCUUGCUCAAUGUAGGAGCAGGAAAUUUACUAAAGUGUGCCAGACAUUUUACAGGAAAAAUAUGUCUUAAAAUAUAAAAAGUUAGAAAUAAUUAACAUGAAAAUAUUGAAAGUUUGAAACAUAAAUUAAAAUAUUAAAUAUAACUAAUUUACUAAGAGCUUAAAAAGAAUCAGUUGACUUUUAAACUGUGGCUUCGAGCUUUGUUAUACAGUACAUCACUAUCAUGAAGUCUGAUAUAACCUUUAAAGAACAGGAAUUUAAAAAGUGUUUAAGGAUUCUAGCAAAUUGCUGGUGUCAUUAUAUGAAAUACACACAGUGACAUUUAUCACUGCAGGCUUUUAUGAGUUUUUGCCAAAUCAGCUGUCCAUGGUGCAGUCAUGAUAUUAUAAUGAUUUAAUAUUUAAUCACUCCUAAAUGUUAAAGCAAUUGACCUUAUCUGCGUCUAGACUAGUGCGUUGCCUGCCUGCGAUUAGAGCAAAUGAAGGCUUUGAUGUUAUAGCACCUAUUUGCAUUCGAGCUUUAUUUCAAACCCAGGGUCAAACUGAAGUGGACCGAAGGGCAUCGCUGCCAUCUUGAGCCAACAGCCAUGUGGUAAGUGUAGAAGAAUUCAGACGGGAUUCCCCUCGGACAUGAAAGACCUUUGUGUUUUCAAGCGUGAUCACAUGACACAGCUCCAGAAGAAGAUGCCUAAAGAUUCCAGUGAUAAGUUUAAAUCUUAUGAUCUGGGUUAAGGUCACAGAUUCAGUAGGCUGUUGCUUGAUGGGAAAAUUUAUACAAACUUUCUUUCCUUCCUAAGUUUUUUUUUUCAUGUAAACAACAAUUUGUUGCGGCUGUGUCACAAAUGCUACAUAAGCAAAAUGAGGUUCAAAAAAAUAUGUUCUUAUUUUGCAAUUCUCUCUCUUUUAAAAACCACAGUUCUUAGAACAGACCGCUGGCUUUUGGAACAACUAAUUUCAGGGUGCAUGAAUAGGCUUUGCGUUCACACACAAUGCACAUGUUGUGUUGUUGGGUUUCAGAUUUGACACACUGGUCAUGUAUGCGCAAUGACUCAGCACUGAAAAUACACAAUAGAAGAAGAGAAGAUGUUA